Paramacrobiotus metropolitanus is the source of this 1076-nucleotide messenger RNA. RefSeq lists its product as uncharacterized. The record is from RefSeq and is a predicted model, not a curated record. The coding region runs from base 363 to 827 and encodes 154 amino acids. Lineage: Eukaryota; Metazoa; Tardigrada; Eutardigrada; Parachela; Macrobiotidae. The transcript has 7 exons.
ACAACCGGCAACAGUUACGUUUGACAAGUGUUUUUUCUAUUCACUCUCUCUCGCUCUCGCCAGUCACGACAGCGCUGAUCAAUUCAAUACGCUGAUCGAUCGCCGCGGCAGUUGAAUGAAUAUUAACCAGCGCGCAUAUGUCCAAUGAAUUCGCCAUUGAUUUGACCAAGUGGAUUGACAUUACACGCGGAUCAUCGCCGGAUUAAAACGCGCGCGUUUAUUAUAUCCGUACAUAUCGGAGUGAACAUAUCAGUUGACCACUGCGUCGCCUGUUGAAAAAUUCAGACGGACGUUUAUCCUUAUUACGGGAUUAAUUUCGGUUAAUUUUUUGGCUGGAAAAUUGUUUUUUAAUCGCUGGGAAAAUGGUGCGGGAUUGUAUGUGCUGCGAUCUGAUGACCGGCUGCAAAUUGGCAGCGAUAUAUACCAUCAUUAUUGGCUUGUUGGAUGCGAUUUUUAUAAUUGCCUUUAAUUUCCUUGGCCAUUUGGAUUACGCUAUGCUGCACAUCAUAACGCUAAGCGCCGCCUUCUUCCUGAUCCUGGGCGGGAUCAUCCUGUACGUGUCCAUCUACAGGCGGCAGGAAUCAGGUUUACUUGUCUAUUUGAUCAUCGCUGUGCUGUACGCGUUCAUCCGCGGCACCAUGAUCAUCAUGAGCAUCUAUUGGCUGUGCGUCUACGACAAUGACUGGGACAUUCAGAAGCCGCAUGCCGGCAUUAUUGUCCGGCUGAUAUUGCACAUCAUCGGUGUCAUCUUGGACAGUUGGGCCAUUACUUCAGUGCUGUCCCUCUUCCGCUACGUCAAACACCCGGAGCAGCUGCAGAAAAUCUAAGACGAAAGCGCGCUUAACUCGCGAGAGGGCAGCACCGUUCCUCGGCCUAUCGUAGUGAGGCUGGAUUUUUUUUAACCAAAGUCAGUGUUGGGAGAGUUGUGUGUUAUUUCUGGUCUGGGAUAGUUCUGUUCGGGACUCGGUUGAAUGCCGUGGAUUUUUACUCGAAAAAAUACUUGUUAACCAAAUACUGUACUAAACAAAAAUUAAUUGCUUUAAUCUGCAAGGAAAUUAAAUGGUUCGGGAUCAUGU